AUGGCCAAGAAAUCUAAGAUGCCGGCAAUCGGCUCUCCUUUAUACAUGUACCCGUCCGAUAGCACGGGAACUCCGUUAACGCAAAUAAUUCUCACCGGUGAGAAUUACUCGACAUGGGCCAAAGUCGUGAGACGUGCACUGGAGGCGAAGAACAAGGCGGGAUUCGUAGAUGGCGUUGUCCAUGCGGCUGAUGCUCGAGCCAUGUGGGAUGAGUUAAAGGAGCGGUUCUCGCAAGGUAAUGUUCCUCGCAUCCACCAAUUGAAGGCAGAAAUUAACUUACUCCGUCAAGACGGUCAAAGUGUGACCGAAUAUUUCACAAAAUUGAAGGGCCUUUGGGACAAGCUCGCCGACUACACUGACACAGUCACUUGCACAUGUGCCGGGUGCACUUGUGACGUAUCAAAAAGGCUCGCAGCCGAACGAGAAAUAGAGAUGCUGCACCAAUUCCUUAUGGGACUUAAUACCGAGUCUUAUGAAGAACGCCAACGAUCCAUCCAACGAGACCAGGAGACGCCCAAGGACCAUGUAAUCGCUCUUGCUGCUGGAGGAAAAGGAAGUGCGCCUCGCUACAUUUGUGAUCCUUGUGGAAAAACGGGGCACUUGAAAUCCCGUUGCUAUGAGUUGAUUGGUUACCCAAAAAAUUGGGAGCGCAACAAAGAUGACUCCGGCCGAAGAAACAACAACCGCCAUGGACAACGGCCCGACGGCCCAAACGGCGGCGGCAGCAACAAACCCACAGCUCCUCGCGGCCCCAGUGCAGCCCAUUCCGCCCAGACCAACGGCGCUGCAGCAGGUGAAAGCACGACCAGUCUUCACACUCUCACCGACAUGGAGUACCGACAACUUAUCAACCUUCUGGGCUCAGUCAAAAUGGCGUCUUCCCAACCUUCAGGCACACAGCCGCUCGAAGUCUUCCUUUCUCGAGAUGCUAUUUUUCACGAACAUGAUUUUCCGUACAUGUCUCAAACGCCCCAACCUACACUCAUCCCUCCGACCGAUCCACCUAACCACACUUCUUUGUCUGACGAGCCAACCUCGUCCGACCCACCGACGCUGUUGCCACCGCAGGUUACUCGAACCGCAUCUUCUGCUCCCCCCGAUCACCAUCCAGACACUCCAGAUGAGGGCACGACCCACUCGGACGAUAGCUCGGAGAUGCCUCCAGACAGAUUGGCAGACUCCCCACACCCGCCAGCUGCAGAUUCGGCACCCAUCGCCGCCACACCAGCUCCUUCCCGACGACCAGCACGCGCGCGCUGCCCACCUGCCCGAUUCGAAGAUUAUCAUUGUUACUCGGUCGUGCCGACCCCUAUUGCCGCAAGCCCACUCCAUCUACUUCUUCAGGUAUGGGCUAUCCCAUUGAGCGUUUCGUCAAUUAUAACAGUUUUUCUUUAUCUCACUUGGCCUUCCUAG
Molecule: messenger RNA, 1413 nt
Organism: Striga hermonthica
Lineage: Eukaryota; Viridiplantae; Streptophyta; Magnoliopsida; Lamiales; Orobanchaceae
Source: the annotation of a GenBank genome assembly